CGCGAUUUUGCGUGCAGUCGCGACGCUCGAGCCGCACCUGAGAAGCGCUGUCACGCGGGGUACAUGGCUACUCUAAUCUGUUAACAUGGCGCCGGAUUGUUUACAUGUGUGAGGCUAACUUUUCGCCGCAGUUAUCGAGUCUUCUAAGGAAACUGGGGAAUGCUUUGAGGAAUUAUGAGGAAACAGCUAAAUGCCUUGGAUUAUUAUGAGGAGCGAGUCACUGUGGUGUUUUUCCCAACUGAAGUGCACAGACGAGGAGCUAAUUAAACAGGCAGAGAGGCGACAUUACCGCCCUGAAAGACAACAACCCUUCGAGGUGAUUUUACGGCGCUUAGCAACCUCGUUUUCCUGGAGACUUUAAUUUCACCUGCCCAGACUUUAUCGGAGUAAAGAUGGCGGCCGACUGGACAACCACUCAGCUUUCCAUAAGAUAGGCAGCGCAGACGUGGGCAGAGUGUGGGGGUAUAGGAAGAGGAGAGAGCAGGAGGGUAGGUAGUAGUGUGUGUGAGGCUGUCAGACAGCAUGGUCUGGGUCUGAGGACAACACUGGAAGACGCAGCAGCAACAGCCUCCACAUCUCCAUGUAGACCAGUGUGGUGACAUCCACAGAUCACCUGGACCCAUCAGCACCCACCCAGGACAACACCCACCUCUUCCAAAGAAACAAGAAGAGGAGGCGGAGGAGGACGAGGGGGGUGGGUCUGUUUAUCUUCUUUUUUUUUUUCUUUUCUCAGUUUUUUUGUUUUGGGAGUAGGCUCCGGGCUGGACCGCAUGCAUGACACAACGCAAAGGCGAGAAACCCACCAUCAGCAUCCAGGAGCACAUGGCCAUUGACGUGUGCCCUGGCCCCAUCCAGCCCAUCAAGCAGAUCUCUGACUACUUCCCCCGCUACCCACGGGGCCUCCCCCCUGCUGCGCCCCACCAAGUGGGCCACGCCGGGUCCCUGCGCUCUGCCCUCUCCACCUCCUCGGCCGCCGCCACCGCUGAAAGUGACCGCCCCAAUGAGGACAACCCAGACCGGGCUUGUGCCGGAGCCUCCGCCUCCUUACAGGCCGCCAAGAGGGACGAGGAGCCUGAUGUGGAGGGAUACGACUCAGAUGACUCCACUACAUUGGGGACCUUGGAAUUCAGUUUGCUGUAUGACCAGGAGAACAAUGCACUGCACUGCACCAUUAACAAAGCCAAGGGGCUCAAGCCAAUGGACCACAAUGGGCUGUCAGACCCCUAUGUCAAGUUGCACCUACUGCCCGGCGCCAGCAAGGCCAAUAAACUUAGAACCAAGACCCUGCACAACACACUCAACCCUGUCUGGAGCGAGACCCUGACCUACUACGGCAUCACUGAUGAGGAUAUGGUCCGCAAAACACUCAGGAUUUCAGUGUGUGAUGAGGACAAAUUCCGCCACAACGAGUUCAUCGGGGAAACGAGAAUCCCCCUCAAGAAGCUGAAGCCCAACCAAAUCAAAAACUUCAACAACUGCCUGGAGAAACAGUUACCUGUCAACAAGACAGAAGACAAGUCCCUGGAGGAACGAGGACGCAUCAUGAUUUCUCUCAAGUACAACACCCAGAAGUCUUGCCUGGUCGUGGGCAUCAUCCGCUGUGCCCACCUCGCCGCCAUGGACGCCAACGGCUUCUCCGACCCCUACGUCAAAACGUACCUGAAGCCCGACGAGAACAAAAAGUCAAAGCACAAGACUGCUGUGAAAAAGAAGACGCUCAAUCCCGAGUUCAACGAGGAGUUCUGUUAUGACAUUAAAUAUGCAGACCUCACCAAGAAGACCUUGGAGGUGACCGUGUGGGACUACGACAUCGGAAAGUCCAACGAUUUCAUAGGUGGUGUAUCUCUGGGUAUCAAUGCAAACGGAGAGAGGCUCAAACACUGGUUUGACUGCCUCAAAAACAAGGACAAGAAAAUUGAGCGCUGGCACACGUUGACCAAUGAAUUACCUGGUUCAUUAAAUGACUGAAGACCCACAUCCUGUCGUCAGAACAUGUUGGCCCCCGCCUGACUCUCCUGCCUUCGUUUUCCUAACUCCUCCACCCAACUCUUCUUCUCUGGAUUUUUCCUCAUGUUGGCCACAGUGACCUGUGACACCUCUCUUUGGGAAUAUAUUUCCUCUCAACAGGGCUCAACUAAAAGUAUCCAUAACCUUACAACAACACUCUCACAUAUACAAUAGGAUUUCCGCUGCUCAUUUAUUUUACUUCAGUUCAAUCAACCAAAUCAAUCAAAGGGGUUAUAGUGUUGAACUUAUUUCUUGUAUGAUAAGUGAAGAUAAAAGGAGCAAAUGAUUCAAUUAGAUCUUUUACAGCAGCUGAAUAAUUUACAGCACAAACUGUCAUCUUGAAGUAAAACAGAACUGUAAGAGACAGAUAAGAUAAGAUAGACUUUAUUUAUCCCACUUGUGGGAAAUUCACAUGUUACAGCAGCAAGAACAAAGACAAAACUGGCGAAAUAGAAAAAUAAAAAGAUAAAAGAUAAAAAAUAUAAUAUAAAAGAGGGUAAAAAUUUAAAGUGCAACAAGCAUCGUAAGAACAGGGGGAAAAGAGUGGAGGAUGUGGCAAAAUUUCAUACUGUUGGAGUCUGCAAAAACGUUUAGUGGAAUAGAUCUCCUUAUCUUGACACUGAUAUUUAAUGUUGUAGUGGAGCAGCUGAAUAAUCAGCCACAUAUUUGAAUGUUGCACUUUAAUGUGGGGAGUGCAGGUCCUGCUGUUGUUCACGCCUCAUGUAGGCGGCUCACACACAACAGGCCAACAGCAACAAGUUUUUUUAGAAAUCUGGAGAGUAUAUUUAAUUUCAGUCAUUUGGCCCAGAUGAGAACAACAUCAUAGGAACACAGAACCUCCUUAAAAUACUGCUCACAUUAAGGCCUCAGAAUGCUUCAAACAAAUGAGUCCAAACAGCUUCGUCUGUCCAAAACGUCUGAAUGUCUGAAUGUUAUGUUCAAGCGCAGGACAUCAAGGAAAAUGUCCAGACCAAAUCAAACAUUAACCGUAGCGACAUCAGAUCAGAAAAUGGUCUAUAACGAUUUCCAAGGGCACGGACAAAAUGUGUUGCACUGGCGAUGGGGGUAUCAGAUUUUAUCAAACAGAAUGUACAGAUGCUUCCACUGUGUCUAUUUUGCCAUUUAACUUAGAGGACUUGUUUGUCUGACUGCAUUUAAAAGUAAAAGUGUUAAAGCUUAUUCUGAAUAUUCACACUGGGAGGAGAAAAGUCUGCAGUCAAAGCUGUGAAUCAUACAAAUGGUUCUAACUUUCAGACCUGUCCUCAAAGGCAUGUAGACGUAUUGAAUCAGUAAUUUUGUUUGAAGUAUACUGAAGCCUUCAGUCCUGUUCCGAGUAAACUGCAGUGCAGUUAGUUGGAGGGAACAAAGUACCGGAACCAAACCAACAACACAAAACAACCCCAAAAUGCAAGGCUUUAUGGGUAUAAGGAGAUGAAUGUAGAGGAUUUAAGGACAACUGAUCUGUAAAAUGGCAGGAUGACAGGUUACCACUAAUAAGCAGAAACUAUUUGACCGGUGUCAACUAAACAAAACCAAUGCAAAAAUCAACUUUACCUAAACUCCUCCCUGAGGUUUGUUUCAGCAAGUAUUCAUGACAUUACGAACACCGACUCCCUGUGCGUCUCUACACAAAUCGAUAUGAGACGAUGCUGGGUGUCAAGGCGCCACCGACCCGGAUUACUCACUGAUUUUUCAGUGUAACCCCUGAUCUAUAGAGCUGCCUAGUUAGCUUUGUGGUAAUCCUAUAUCAAGGUUCCACAAGUGUUUCAUCCUUUCAGUCACCGACAACAAAAUGCUGGUUUCUUACUGACAGUGCAAAAGCAGUGGAUUGCUAAAUCAGAUAUGCAUUAUGAAAUUCAAGUAAAAUUGAAUCAAGAGUACAAGGCCACAGCGUUGUUUUCAUUCAGCCGGCUGCCUGUCUGUGGUCAAAAGUGAUUUUUACUGACGUCUUGAAAGAACAGCAGAGCUUCAAGGGCAAGAUGAAAUUUCUUUUAAAUGCAUUGUGCAGAGUGUGAGCAGAGAGCCACUGAGUCAAACUGGAACAGACAGACAGUCCAACCAGCGCAAUAAGAGCAUAAUCGUGUAAUAGCUGCUGCGAGUCUGUGUUUAUUCAGGAGCUGGAGAGGGUUAUGGAUGUAAAAGUAGAUCUCAUAUGCACCUGAUAAUUCUGAUGAUCUGUGGAUAAUUUCAGCACAGAGGUGGAAAACAUUCACAGUCGCUGAGCACAGCAAUCACACAGUGUGGAAGGCAGAGAGCCUACUUGAUAGGCACCAGCCGUAAUCAACAACAGAAUGAAGUUCAGUGGGUGAAAAUCACUUGUCGUACCACAAUACCACAUGAUUGGGCAGCUCUGUGAUGUGUGUGCAGCUUAUUGUUUACACUACAGAAAAUGAGUUUCCACAAAAACUCGCAUGGCGGCAUUUUCAACUGUAAUGUGGAUGAAAAUGUACCUGCUGUAUGUCAAAAAGGGCAAAAAUCUUCAAAGCGGAAAGUUUACGUCAAAUAUAUAAAAAAAAUACUACUAAUAAAAGCAUGUAUUGUUUACAACAGCCUAUUCUUGCUGAAGUUCAAGUUUGCUGCUGACAGGGCGAACAUGCCCUUGCUAAAGUCACUGCGAUUGUUCAGUCAUGCAAUGCAAGCUUUGCUAAGACGGGCUGAGGUGAGAAGGGCAGAAUUUUUAAUAUACUAGCCGUGUAUGUAUCUUGUUCUGUUGCUGCAUAAGUUUUUGAUUUAUUUAGAUUUUUAUUGUAAGAAGUUCCACUCUAAAUGUAUCAAACAGAAUGUACAUGUUUAACCCCUUCUACUCCACAGUAAAUCCUCUGAGAAUGUGCACCUUAGUGCUCUGUGUUGUUGAUAUAUUGUUCAUUAUGUUCAUUAUGUCAAAUCUCAAGCUCCAAUUGAGCACACACACACACGUCCGUCUGGGAAUAGAGAUGGUUGAACUCGCAGCCCAGGAGCAAACAGGGCUGCCUCACUCAAGUCAUACACUUAGAUGAAACUAAAAUUUUGAUUCCUUCUAGCCUGUUUGAUUAUUUCUGUUUCUCUAAUUUUUAUGUUUUAUGUUAAAGUUUUUUACCCUGAGUCCCUGAAAACUGAAAACUCGUAACCUGAGUGCCCUCACGGACCAGUAGGCUGGGAUGCAUGCCAUGUAUUUGUGAUUUUAUGAGUUCGAUUCUGCAGUAUAACCUUUUCUGCAUGUCCCCCUCCACCACCACCACACCCACCUUUCUUGUAAAUUUCCACCGUGCACUGACUGGUAACACAGAAACGCCAUACGAAUAGUCCUCACGUAGCCUAACGUUCAGGAUUCCUGUCAGGCUUGCAAUUCAGCUAACAGCUUUUUGUCAUUACCUCACGUCACUGUAAGUGAUAGGCCAGGCAUGUUUGUUUUUAGGAGCAUGUCGACUGUCAGUGUGGCUGACUGUUUUUAUGAUCACAUCAUUUAAAGGCACUAAUUACAGUCGGUGGAUAGUUACAAACAAGCCCUAAUGUCCAUUUCUUAUGUUAUUUUACAUUCUAAACCUGUAGUUUUAUUAUUGACAUAGUGUUAUUUGAACGGUUACAUUCCCUCUCGCACUAUGUUGAUAUAUGAUAUCACACCUUCAAUGCUGGGUAAUGAAAUGUUUAAUGCAUCAUAUCAGGCCUCACGUCUCAGUUUUCCGUUAAGUGUUAACAGCCUCUUCAGCCACAUUGAUUUGUGAGGCACAAAUCGGCUGUGAAACCUUGUUGGCAUCUCAAUAUACUCCUUGACACAACAGUGAUCCCUCUCUCUCUCUCUCUCUCUCUCUCUCUCUGAUGAAUAUGUAAUGAAUACAACCAACAUGUGAUUUUGAUUUUGUAAUAUGUCUGCCUUUGUAUGCAAGCUCAAUAUUAUGAAGAAAAAAAAGACAACUCUGCAUGCGUACGUUCUUGGUUUUGUCAUGAGAUGACUUUGCCUAAUGUUUGAUACUGUUUUCUGUAUAAAAAAAAACAAAAUACACGACUGUGGAUGCUCUAAGAUUAUGCUAUAAGUCAGUCUUUCUUCUGGACAACAUUUUGUACCUUUGAACACUAUCGCAUUGCCUGUUUGGCUGCUGUAUUGACUAUCUGGAAGCGUGACUUGAUGUGAAUUAAAAUCUCUCCUUUGUUGUUUUGUUUCCUUUUUAACACU
Lates calcarifer (barramundi perch) is the source of this 6157-nucleotide messenger RNA. It is a transcript of the gene doc2b, whose product is annotated as double C2-like domains, beta. The record is from RefSeq and is a predicted model, not a curated record. Gene Ontology annotation, cellular component: membrane. NCBI's taxonomy places the organism in Eukaryota, Metazoa, Chordata, Actinopteri, Centropomidae. The coding region runs from base 775 to 1968 and encodes 397 amino acids. The transcript is spliced from 10 exons.